CCUGACCGCAACGAACAACAAAUUCUUGUCUUCUGCGAACCUAACUUCUUGUCUCGUUUCUCUUAAUUCCCAAAAUUCCCCGAAUCAAAUCGCCAAUAUGGAUGAAAUCGCGCCUGAAUACGAUGUGGUGGUAAUGGGCACUGGUUUGACAGAAUGUGUCCUUUCUGGAGUUCUGUCGGUCAAGGGCAAGAAAGUCCUGCACAUUGACCGAAACGAUCAUUAUGGUGCCGAAGCUGCUAGCGUCAAUAUCGAGGCCCUCUUCAAGAAAUAUGGCAACUACAGCAAGGGCGAGGAGCCGUGGAAGAAGUACGGCCGUGUGAACGACUGGAACAUCGACCUUGUACCGAAGCUCCUUAUGUCCAGCGGCGAACUUACGAACAUCCUCGUAUCAACGGACGUUACAAGAUAUCUCGAAUUCAAGCAAGUGGCUGGAAGUUAUGUACAACAAGGCAAUGGCGCUAAGGCUACGGUUGCUAAGGUGCCAUCGACCGCUGGUGAAGCUCUCAGAUCCUCUUUGAUGGGCAUAUUUGAGAAGAGAAGAAUGAAGUCUUUCAUUGAAUGGGUUGGCACGUUCAAUGAGGCAGAUACUGCUACUCACUAUGGUCUCAACAUUCGAACGUGCUCCAUGAAGGAGGUCUACGAUAAGUUCGGCCUCGAGGCUGGUACUCGGGAUUUCAUUGGUCAUGCAAUGGCUUUGUAUCAGACAGAUAGCUACAUCAACGAGAAAGGCGGUGCUGUGGAGGCUAUCCAACGCAUUCAUCUCUACGGAACCUCUGUCUCUCGGUACGGAAAGUCGCCAUACAUCUACCCUCUCUAUGGUCUUGGAGAGCUGCCACAAGGUUUUGCACGUCUAUCAGCUAUCUACGGUGGAACUUACAUGUUGAACACCAACAUCGACGAGAUCAUCUAUGAGGGUACUAAGGCAGUUGGUAUCAAGGCAACCAUGCAGGACCGAGGUGGAGAGGAGCCCAUGAAGUUCACCACCAAGUGCAAGAAGAUUCUCGCGGACCCUUCAUACUUUCCAGGCAAGGUUCAGGUCACAGGUCAUGUUUUGAAAGCCAUUUGUAUCCUAAACCAUCCCCUUGCCGGGACCGACAACAGUGAUUCGGCUCAACUUAUCAUCCCACAGUCCCAAGUCGGACGCAAGAACGAUAUAUACAUCGCCGUCGUCUCUAGUGCCCACAGUGUCUGUCCCAAAGGAUACUAUAUCGCUAUUGUCUCCACCAUCGCUGAGACGACCGCGAACCAUCACCUCGAGCUUGCACCUGGCUUCGAGCGCCUGGGGAAGAUCGAAGAGAAGUUUAUGGGCCCCCCUAUUCCCCUCUACGAGCCACUUGAGAGCGGAGUGAACGACAACAUUUUCAUUUCCAAGAGCUACGACGCAACCAGCCAUUUCGAGACCACUACAGAUGAUGUCAAGGACAUCUACCGUCGGGCUGAGGGCCAUGAUCUUGUUGUUGAGGGGUUGAGAGAAGGAACGAACUUGGUUGGUGACAACGAGUAAGCGAAUACGGAGUACAAAUACAUAGAUACGGGACACGGAGGACGUUCUAUCUUGGCAUUAUGAAUUUGACGAAUGAAGAACAGCGAUUUUCAGUCCAGCAGUGGACUUUCCUCAGUGUGACAGAUUUUUCUUCUAACCAGUGCUUUUCAGCUUCUAGGGGUGGCGAGUUUGAUAUAUAGCGAGUUUCUCAGAUAAGUGAAAGGUCGUCCAUCGGACCAUACUCCAGCACCUCUUUCAACGAAGAAUGUAAAUGGAUCUCGACAACGGACGCUAGG
Mollisia scopiformis is the source of this 1779-nucleotide messenger RNA. RefSeq names its product secretory pathway rab GDP dissociation inhibitor. Bases 98 to 1504 code for a protein of 468 amino acids. Lineage: Eukaryota; Fungi; Ascomycota; Leotiomycetes; Helotiales; Mollisiaceae. The transcript has 9 exons. Gene Ontology annotation, molecular function: Rab GDP-dissociation inhibitor activity. The record is from RefSeq and is a predicted model, not a curated record. Gene Ontology annotation, cellular component: cytoplasm. Gene Ontology annotation, biological process: protein transport; vesicle-mediated transport; small GTPase-mediated signal transduction.